CCAAAACCCGAUCCCAAAAACAAGCAGCGCUCCAUCCAGUUUCCAUUAGCAAUCGCAUUCAUCCUCUUUUCGCAGCAGCAGCAGCACCCAGCAAUCAACCAAACAAAGCGGCGAUGGACGGCGGCAAGAAGAGCCGGAACCCGCACAAGGUCCCCGCGGACUACCGCAGCGACCGCAAGUCGGCCUCCGGGAUGAGCGGCGACCCCAAGAAGGGCGGCCGCGGCGGCAAGUUCACCUGGGAGGGCGCCGACGGCUACGCCGACGAGGACGUCGGCCUCGUCUCCUCCAAGAACGCCAACACCAACCGCGCCACCAAGGGUGGAGGCGCCGCCGGCGCCAAGAAGGACGACGACGACGACGAGUAGGCCGGCCUCUCGCCGCCUCGGCCCGCCCUCCCCCCGUCGAUCGCCAGCAAGAACCAACAAGUCCUUCCUACCUAGUUUGAUUCCAGUCUCAGUUCGAUUCUCGUGUUGAAUAAAUCAUGAUCGUGUGGGUUUAGGUGUCGUGCUCGCGAGUAACACUGAGCACAGAGCCACUGGGCGAUCCACGGGCCGUGCAGGGUCUGUAGAUAUCAUCUCAUCUGUUCUUCGCUAGUACUUUGCUGAUUUGCUCAUGUUCAGGGGCCUGGCCUCGAUUCGGUUCUUGGAUGAACUGAUUUAUUAGUUUCCGGAAUCGAUGCUUUCAUUCAGUUAGCGUC
Molecule: messenger RNA, 697 nt
Organism: Sorghum bicolor (sorghum)
Lineage: Eukaryota; Viridiplantae; Streptophyta; Magnoliopsida; Poales; Poaceae
Exons: 1
Coding region: 114-365 (83 amino acids)
Source: RefSeq, a predicted model, not a curated record